Molecule: messenger RNA, 4175 nt
Organism: Sabethes cyaneus
Lineage: Eukaryota; Metazoa; Arthropoda; Insecta; Diptera; Culicidae
Exons: 7
Coding region: 33-4175 (1380 amino acids)
Biological process (GO): tRNA methylation
Molecular function (GO): tRNA (guanine) methyltransferase activity; RNA binding
Source: RefSeq, a predicted model, not a curated record
AGUGGUGCGGUUGAUCGGUUGUUUUAGCAGAAAUGUGCGAAACUAGGUUCAAAACUUCCCUGAUUCGAAAUCUUGCUGCACAAGAUGUGGACAUCUAUCGUCAAUUGUUGCUGUGUGCUCGCAGUGAGACCCAAUUCAUGGCAGGCGUCGAUCGGUUGCAGUGUCCAGCUUUGGAAGCAACGGUAUAUUUGCUGCUGAUGAAACUGCAGGAACAACGGAACGAUUUUCUUUUACCAAAUUUGACCUGGAUCAGUGUUGAGAAGGUGUUUACUCUGAUAGAGGUUAAUCAUCUUUAUCUGCAGAAAAAGGAAGAAUGCUUUGGCUUACUGCUGAACGUGCUGGCUUUGACCGUAAUGCUGGAUCAAACCGAAUCGGAAUGUGCUUGGAAGAUUUCAAACUUUCUAAAAAUAUUUCAAGAAAAUUAUUCAGAAUUGCCGAUUUUUUAUGAGGUUCUAAGAACGCUGAUGAUUGUUUCAAUGGAAAAGGAGGGUUUGAAUCAAUGUUUUGGCCAUGUUGAUCCAUCGAAUUUGAUAAGAAAUCUUUAUUCGGAGUCACACCAGAUACAGAUGAAAUCUUUAUGUUGCCUGAAGCUCUUAGUUGAAUAUGAACCGGAAAUUAUAUAUUUGUGGCAAAGCUUGAUCAUCAAAGGAGAAACAAUUUCAUUAGAACACCGAAGUUUUAUGAUCUGUCAGUUGGUAGACACAGCGAGCCAAAAGAAAGAACAGAGUGGAUUAUUCCUUAGGAUUAUUGAGUCACAAGAUAUAUGGCAAAUUAUUAAGAGUAGCUGCGAGUCUGAUUCACAUUUGAUUCGUAAGGAAGCGUUGACGACUUUGAAAGUCAUGUUGGGAUUUUUAACAGAAAAUAAAGCUUCCGUUGAGAACGACUUGUUUUAUUGGACUUGGAAAGAAAUGAAACCUUUGUCCGAAGGAUGGCAAAGUUUUAUAACUCUUUUAGAGACGUUAAGUGAAACACAAACACAUUUGAUUAUGCCAGCUCUUGUGAUGGUGGAAAGACUAGAGUCCUUGACAACUGCGUGGCUGAAUUUGGUUCUGCAGUUGUUACUGAAACACGAAAACCAAUCGGUUUCUGGCUGGGCAAUCAAACAUUUGCUGGAGAAACACAAGUACUGUGCGCAAAGAGAUGAACUGGAAAUAUUAUUUUUAAAUUCCUUGAACAAAACUUCCAAUUUCCAACAGUUUAAUAACAUCAAGAAUCAACUGUGUCAGUACUAUUCUGGAAGUGAAGCGUUUAGUUUUCUCCUCACACACUUCAAACAAGUAUCCUGGGGAUCGGUUCCAUUUGCCUGCUUAUUGGAAGUGAUUGAUUCAUUGUUAGAUUUCUCAACCGACUUUCAUCAUGUGCAAUCUAUUGUCGGUUUGCUAGAGCCUACAUUAUCAAUAAGGAAUCUUAAUUUACGCCACUUAUCUGCGCUACAGUUUUCUCACAUGUUAGUCAAUUUAGUGCUGAGGCGGGAUAUAAAACCGAACGUUCCAUUGGAUCGCUGCUUGAUGCAUCUCGAAGUGUUAUCAAAGGUGACGCACGUGAAUUUUGUGGCUCUGGAACGUUGGAAAGAAUUACGCCAAGCUGUUGAUGGUGUUACUUUUGAGCGGUUACUUCUACGAGUCAAACCUGGCGACAUUAACAUUAUUAAACAUGUUUUGGUUCCUUACAUGCGAAAUGAACGUGCUUCUACUGAAAGAAGACUGAAGCAGAUUUUGGACAGGGAUCUUCUGCUAGCGGCAAGGAUCUUACACUAUUGGAAACAAUCGUUGACGCAACCGGAAGUGAAGAUUAAAUUUGUGAACCUUCUAAAAAAUUUCAACGAUAAUCCGGACGAAGCGCUAAAAGCGCUUGAUAUUUUCGAUGAAUUGGCAACCAGUCAAGCAUCGUGGCUGGACGAAGUAGUCCACAAAUUGACUCUAAUUCUUCAUAAGCGUUUAAAUCGUCUUAACUAUCAAAUCGCGUCCAUAAGUGUAACCAUUCAAACCGUUCGAUUGCUGUGCCGUCUAGAACGGAUUGAUAUGGUCGACCUCUUUCUGGGAACUUUUUCAAUGGAUGAACUAAUAAAUACGGUCCAAACGGGAAACUGCGAUAAAAGCUUCUACGGUUCAACGUUUACUGCUCUGAGCGAUGUGUACUUGGCGAGAUUGAAACCAGAACCAAACAUUGGUGAAAUCAAACAGCGAAUAGCUUGCGAUUCUGUGAAACUGGUUGAUCUGGGAGAUGUUCAAGUCCUUGUGAAUACGCUGGAAGUUUUAACAUUUGUUUUAGCAAAUAAUCUUGUGGACCUGACUGAUGAAAGUAAAUUUGAAUGGCUGGCAGAUGUGGUGAAUCGAUGUUACAAGGAAAUUUUAGUGUAUCGGAAAAGUGAUCAUUUUAUAAAGCUUAAUCGGUUGUUUGUUUCCCUGUUGCUGGCUCCGAGUAAUAUUGAAAAUACGACUGAACUGGAUGGUGUUAAUCAAUGGUCGAAGGAAAUCGUUUCAGAGUACGUCCAGAUGUUUUUGGACCAAGCAGUGGUAAUCUCCGGCUUGGCAAAUAUCCUUUUCGAAAAACUGCUGCUUGUCAAUAUCGAAAUUCUGUUAGAUUGGAGUGCAUUUGGAAAAAUAUUAUUGGCUGGACUACUAUUUGGAGAGGGGCAAAAACGUGAACAAAGGAUAGAAGACGAAACAUGCUUUGCAAGCCGGUUCUACGAUACAUCGCUCUGUAAACCACCGUGCCAGUUUCAAUCUGACGCUAGAGUUCGUGUGCUGUGUGUUCUAUUUCUUUACCGUAUGGCUGCAACCAACCAUCCGGAUGCAACGCUUUUUCUGCUGAAAUUGGAAAGAAUGCUGAUUGAAAAGUUCCAACAGAUCAGCAAAGCGAAGGAACGUUACUAUGCGGACUCGCAGACGCAUCGACACAAACUUCGCAUUAUUCAAACCCUUUGUGUAGUUUCCAAGCUAACCGGAACCAAACCUUACCCGUUGCUGGAUAUCGUUUUGUAUGAGACAAAUCAACCCAACAUUAACUAUCUCAUUGAAUUGAUCGUAGCGGAUUCGUCAAUCGAUACGUUAACCAUCAUAAAUUCACUCAAAGCCGAUAAGGUGAAGGUUUCCGGCGUUCAAUCGGUUUUCGUUAUCCUUUGGUUGCGAUGUUGCAAAACAAACUAUCUAGAUGUGGAAUACAUUAAUUUCCUGCUUCCGUGGACUAUGUCGCAGAAUUUUUCCACUCGGCUAUACGCGCAGAUAACGAUAUCAAAAUUGAUUGAGAAGUUCUUUGAAAAACCCGACACCUCUUCAUUUGCCAACAUCCAUUCGGCGAUUAAUAGUUAUUUGAAGCAGGGUAACGUUGAGAAAAAUAUGGAGAAAUGCAUGAAAGACUUUCGGUUUAACAGCGUGCUUGAUUAUGAAAACUUGCUCACGCUUCAAAACGUGUUCAACAACAUUCCUAGGGUUUCCCGGAUGGCUCAAGAGGAUGUUGUUUCAAGUAGUAUACUGAAGGAAUGUUUCGAGCGUUUGAAAGUAUCUGAAAUUAACCUGGGAGCUGCGAUUGUGUUUGAUGAUACGGCUAACGAAACAAAGGAAAAUCUAUUCCUUAGUCUUGGUUUUGGCGGUUCGGAUCACAUUCAGAAAAAAAUUGUUCCAUUGAAAUGCAUGGAACCUGCUAUGGAGCUACUGACAAAUUUACCGGAACGUUUAUGUUUGCGGAAAAAGGUCAACUCCGACGGACUCAUAGUUGUGGCCAGCUUGGUGAAUCGAUCACCCAAUCUGGGAGGCCUGGCGAGGAGCUGUGAAAUUUUUGCCGUCAAGCAAUACAUUGUAAAUUCGUUGAAAGAUGUAGAAAACAAGGAAUUUCAAGCGUUGAGCAUGACUGCUGAAAAAUGGCUGAACGUGGGUGAACUUAAGGCUUUCCAAAUCGUGGAUUAUUUGAUAGAAAUGAAAUCAAAAGGAUACUCGAUUGUGGGAGCAGAACAAACUACCGGCAGUCAACCGAUUCAGAAGGUUCAUUUUCCGAAAAAAUCGAUACUCGUGCUGGGUCACGAAAAGGAAGGUUUACCGGCUCAAAUAAUAUCCCACUUGGAUCUAGUGGUAGAGAUUCCACAGUUUGGUGUUGUUCGAUCGUUGAAUGUCCACGUUACUGGUGCUAUCUUUAUGUGGGAGUAUGCUAAGCAGCAUCAUGUGGUGAACGUGGAGUGA